Messenger RNA from Zymoseptoria tritici IPO323, 3438 nucleotides. RefSeq lists its product as uncharacterized. The transcript has 3 exons. Gene Ontology annotation, molecular function: ATP binding; RNA binding; RNA helicase activity. Bases 1 to 3438 code for a protein of 1145 amino acids. NCBI's taxonomy places the organism in Eukaryota, Fungi, Ascomycota, Dothideomycetes, Mycosphaerellales, Mycosphaerellaceae. The record is from RefSeq and is a predicted model, not a curated record.
AUGGGCCGCUCACCAAAUGGUUAUAGGAGAGAUGAAGACCGCCGCCGCGAUGGUCGAAGUCAUCGUCGGUCACCAAGCCGUGAUGUAAGAGCACACUCGCCGAACUCAUACAGGACAGACUUUGACCACAAUCAGCGCCGCGAGGAUCGAGAUGGACGAGGAGCACGCCGGGACAGAAGUCGGGACCGCGACAGCGGACGUGGAGAGGAUCGAGGCGACUCGCGAUAUCAUGACCGGCCGAAGGAGCGUCACCGAGACAGCGACCGUGACCGGUACGAUUCCAGGCGCGGCGAACGCAGAAGCAGGGACUAUUCCCCGAAGAUGGCAGCCGUAAAGGCCGAAGAGGAAAAGCGAACCGCAGCAGAGAAGGCUUUACAGGAAGAACGACGCGCCAAACUCGAAGCAUGGAAGAAAGACGUAUUGGCGAAGAAGAUGGCCAAAGCGACUUCCGACGCUGGCGGAUCCUCUAUUCCAGCAUCGCCAGCUCCCGAUUCGCCCGCUCCGUCAAACCCAGCUACAGUGGAAGAGGCCCCUCCUGCACCGGUUCCACAGCUCGAAGCUAAGCCACGAUUAAAGUUUGAUCCCAAGGAAAUCAAGCGUCGUACUGAGGUCAAGAUGGCCAAAAUGAGAGGCGAUGCCUCUACACUGGAUGCGGGAGCUGUUCCAGCGAUGAAAAAUGGAGCCGCGUCUAUGGGACGCAUUCCUGAUCAGCCUGUUAAGGGAAACCAACAUCCGCCAUCAGCCAAAUCAGGAGCACUCGUCGGUGAUGUGAAGAUGAGCGGAUUCGGCUUGAACAAGGGCGCCGCAGAGAAAACCGCUGCCGCUAUGCGUAACGCAACUACUUUCGACGACGAAGAGGAAGACCAUCGAAAGCUUAAGAAGCUCUCGCAGCUCCCUGAAGUUGAGUCUGCUGGCGACGCAAUGUAUGCUAAUGAUGACGAGAAUGAUCAAGACGAGCAGACCGCCAUCUCCGGUGACCUCAGCGAGGAAGCCGAGGCGAAGGCUGCAAGAAAGGCGGCUCGAAGACGUGCGAAGCAGGCACAAAAGGAGCAAAAUGACAUUACGAUGGGCAAUACCGAAGACACGGCGACGACCGUUGCUGUAACGGUUGCGCGAGACAGCCAGGCGGACAAAAUGGACGAAGACGAGGAGAUGGACCCCCUCGAAGCCUUCAUGAGCAAUCUGGACCAGGUUGAAGCUCCCCGUGAGAUCAAAGGUGGCAAGCGCGUCAAUCAAGAAUUCAGUCUGGACGACGGUCCGGACUUCGAUGCAGUCGGCGACGAUACCGAAGACUUGUUGCUGAAUCCUAGGCACAAGCGGAAGGAAGUACCCAACACGGAUCACAGCAAGGUGAAUUACGAGGAGAUUCGCAAGAAGUUCUAUGCCGAGUCGGCUGAAAUCGCCGACAUGACCACAGAGGACGUCGAGAAGAUGCGAGCGGAACUGGACAACAUUACCGUGCAUGGUGUCGACAUCCCCAAGCCGAUAACCAAAUGGUCGCAAUGUGGAUUUCCAGCACAGGUCAUCGAGGUUAUCAACGAGCAGAAGUUUGAGAAUCCUACGGCAAUUCAGUCGCAGGCUCUUCCCGCGCUCAUGUCCGGCCGUGACACGAUUGGUAUUGCCAAGACUGGAUCCGGCAAGACUCUGGCCUUCAUUCUGCCCAUGUUCAGGCACAUCAAGGAUCAGCGUCCCGUCGCAAACCUGGAAGGCCCAAUCGGGCUGAUCAUGGCCCCGACUCGAGAGCUUGCAGUUCAGAUCCAUCGUGAGUGCAAACCAUACCUCAAAGCACUGGGUCUUCGUGGAGUUUGUGCCUACGGCGGUGCGCCAAUUAAGGAGCAAAUCGGUGAGCUGAAGCGCGGAGCUGAAGUCAUUGUAUGCACGCCUGGCCGUAUGAUCGAUCUCCUCGCUGCCAACUCCGGGCGCGUGACGAACUUGCGCCGAGUGAGCUACGUGGUGUUGGAUGAAGCCGACCGCAUGUUCGACAUGGGUUUCGAACCACAAAUCACCAAGAUGCUGGGCAAUAUUCGACCAGAUCGUCAAACGGUGCUAUUUUCUGCCACGUUCCCAAAGAAAAUGGAAUCUCUCGCGCGCAAAGCUUUGACGAAGCCUGUCGAGAUUCUCGUGGGUGGCCGAAGUGUUGUCGCGCCUGAGAUCACUCAAAUGAUCGAAGUCCGACCAGAAGAGACGAAGUUUGUUCGCACAUUGCAACUGCUUGGUGAUCUGAUUGAAGGAGAUGAAGAAGCUCGCUCUUUGAUAUUCGUCGAGAGGCAGGAGACUGCUGACCUGAUCUUCAAGCAGCUUGGCAAGAAAGGCUACCCAAGCGUGUCAGUUCACGGUGGCCGCGAACAAAUCGAUCGUGACCAAGCGAUCAUUGACUUCAAGGCUGGCAUCUUUCCCAUCAUGGUGGCAACUUCGGUCGCGGCUCGUGGCUUGGACGUGAAGCAGCUGAAGCUUGUGAUCAACUACGAUUGUCCCAACCACGGAGAGGACUAUGUUCAUCGAGCUGGUCGUACAGGUCGUGCUGGAAAUACAGGCACCGCAGUGACCUUUGUCACUCCAGCCCAAGAGCGGUACGCUGGUUUCCUCGUCCGCGCACUCGAGGACAGCAAGCAAGAAGUUCCAGACGAGCUCAGAGAAAUGGCCAAAGUCUACAAGGAAAAGGUCGCCAGCGGAGAGGCAUCCUUUCACAGCUCGGGUUUCGGAGGUCACGGUGUCGAGCGCUACGAUGCUGCACGCGCGGCAGAGCGUGCGCGUGAGAAGAAGAUAUACAAGACCGGUGAUGAGCCAGAAGAUGAGGAAGACGUCAAGGACAAAAAGAGCAAGGAGUCCGAGGUGGAUAAGCUGUUGGCCAAGGCUGCAGGCGGCGUCAAAGCUACCGACAUGGCCGCUGCGGAAGAACCUACAGCACCACCUGCCGGCGUUGCCUCCUUGCGCUCGGAUCUCGCUGCCCAUCUCGAUCGCGCCAUGAAGGUCGAGAAAGUCGAGGCCGCUCCCGCAUCCUCCACGUCCGCAAUCAACGAUCCACUAGCCAAAGCCGCCGCUGCUGCUGCCAGCAUCAACAACAGACUAGGCACCAAAGGCACGCGACCGGGCGCACCGCCCGAGAACCGCGGCCCUGACGCCGGCGCCUUUCAUGCGACCCUCGAGAUCAAUGACUUUCCGCAAAAAGCUCGCUGGGCCGUCACCAACCGUAGCAAUGUGGCCAAGAUCCUCGAGGCGACGGGAACAUCGAUCACGACGAAAGGGUCGUACCAGGAUCCGAGCAAACCUGUGCCAGAGGGGCAGAGCAAGCUGUUCAUUCUGGUGGAGGGCGAUACUGAGAUUGUGGUGUCUUCGGCGAUGAAGAUGUUGACGGAGAAGCUGAGGGAGGGGAUGUUGAUUGCGCAGGAGAAUGAGGCGAGAGGUGGAGGUGGAGGUGGACGGUAUCGUGUUGUGUAG